GAAAGGUCACAAGAUCACGGCAAAGAUGGCAGCCUCCAUAGUGGAGCAUGGAGAAGAUGCUUUUAGAAAAUUGUUCAAGUUUUACAAGAGGCGAAGUCCUCCUCCAGACUUCAGUGACGUGCUUAAUUUCUCCAAACCUUUUAAUGACAAGGCGAGUCAUUCAGUUUUGACGAAUAUUUCCGUUUUUGCCUGUGAACUUAACUCCACUUCUGUAAGCGAGGAAGAUGUUUCCAAAGCUGGUCUUCAGCCGGUAAAAGACUGGAGGGCAUUUGGUCUUCAUGGAUAUCCAGGGUUUAUCUUUAUAUCCAACCCAUUCCUGCCGGGUUCUCAGCAGUACUGGGUAAAGCAGGGUUUGAAGAUCUAUCCACAGAAACCCAACGUGUGUAACCUGGAUAUGCAUAUGUCACCUGUGGAGACUGAAAACAUCUGGGAAAAAAGUAUAGAUGUUAUUCGGAGGAAAGGCUGUGGGAAAAGAGAGCCCAAAACUCUGCUAGAAAAACUGCGCUGGGUAACACUGGGUUACCACUAUGAUUGGAACUCCAAGACUUACUCUCCAGACCACUACACUCCCUUCCCCAAGGAACUUCACUCGCUUUCUCACAAAGUGGCAGCAGCCUGUGGCUUUCCUGGUUUCAAUGCAGAGGCGGGCAUUCUCAACUACUACCGAUCUGAUUCCUCGCUUGGAAUCCAUGUUGACGAAUCAGAGCUCGACCAUACCCGACCUUUGUUGUCUUUCAGUUUUGGGCAGACUGCUGUUUUCCUGUUGGGCGGGACUAAGAGGGAAGACCGGCCCACAGCCAUGUUCAUGAACAGCGGUGAUGUAAUGGUGAUGUCAGGACCCAGUCGCCUACUGUAUCACGCCGUACCCUGCAUCGUCCCCACCCCCGCUGGAGACGUGCUGCCACCCUGCCUGAGCCAGAGACUAGAGACGGGGGACUAUGACAUCAUCCAAAGCGUGUCAGAAGAGGAUUGGAACGUUUGCUCCUGGUACUUGCAGACGUCUCGGGUAAAUGUGACCGUUCGACAAGUACUUGCUUCUGGUCAGACCUUUCCAAGUUCACAGGUGUCACAUUUGUCAAUGGACAGCUGUGAGAAAUCAGAGGAAGGAACUCAAAAAAAUAAGAAGAGGAAAAGCGAAUCAGGCUAUGAGCGUGACACCUAACGUGCCUGUUUUGAAUGUCAUCCAAGUUUUAUUUAUGUAACAUGCACCCGGUAUUAAAAAUUGUACAUAUAAUUACAAAUAAAUGCAUUAUUGUGAUCA
This is a messenger RNA of Carassius carassius (crucian carp), 1261 nucleotides long. RefSeq names its product alkB homolog 1, histone H2A dioxygenase (gene alkbh1). The transcript is spliced from 6 exons. The coding region runs from base 26 to 1162 and encodes 378 amino acids. Gene Ontology annotation, molecular function: broad specificity oxidative DNA demethylase activity; oxidative RNA demethylase activity; ferrous iron binding. Lineage: Eukaryota; Metazoa; Chordata; Actinopteri; Cypriniformes; Cyprinidae. Gene Ontology annotation, biological process: oxidative RNA demethylation. The record is from RefSeq and is a predicted model, not a curated record. Gene Ontology annotation, cellular component: cytoplasm; nucleus.